Molecule: messenger RNA, 570 nt
Organism: Colletotrichum chrysophilum
Lineage: Eukaryota; Fungi; Ascomycota; Sordariomycetes; Glomerellales; Glomerellaceae
Exons: 2
Coding region: 1-570 (189 amino acids)
Source: RefSeq, a predicted model, not a curated record
AUGCCUUCGGCCCCGCAGCUCGGCGCCCUCGGGCACACCUUCACCGCCAUGCGUGCGAUGCAGUUCGCCAGCCUGAUCGCCAUCAUCGGCAUGACGAGCAACUUCAUCUCCGAGAUCAACGCCGCCGACGCCUCCAGCCCGAGCGUCUUGAUUGGGACUCUGGUAGUUUCCUGCAUCGCAACCCUCUACAUCGUCAUCUCCUACAUCCUCUACUACGACUCCCUCCUCCCGCUCCUCCUCGCCACGGCCCUCGACUCCACCCUCCUCGUCGCCGUCAUCGUCGUCGCCUGCACCCUCGGCAAGCCCCUCUCCUACCUCAACUGCGCCGCCCUCCCCUCCUCCGGCAGCACCGCCACCUUCAUGACCUCCGUCAUCGCCAACUCGGGCGCCUCCUCCACCCUCAACUACUUCAUCUGGGUCGGCGCCGACCAGCGCACCUGCUACGCCGUCAAGGCCGUGUGGGGCCUCUCCAUCGCGCUGUGCGUGCUCUUCGCCUUCUCCGCCAUCACCGCCGUCUGCCUCUGGCGCCGCCUCAAGGUCGUCUCCGCCCCGAAGGACAUUGAGAACUGA